Molecule: messenger RNA, 2015 nt
Organism: Prunus dulcis (almond)
Lineage: Eukaryota; Viridiplantae; Streptophyta; Magnoliopsida; Rosales; Rosaceae
Product: protein Brevis radix-like 4
Exons: 7
Coding region: 393-1580 (395 amino acids)
Source: RefSeq, a predicted model, not a curated record
AUCAGCGAGCCGCGAGCCAAAAAACACACACACUCACUCUCUGUCUCUCUCUCUCUCUCUCUCACUACUCACUCGUCAUUACGACAUCACCAAUUCGCCAUUAACUCCGAUCAUACUGAGUCUCUGAGAAUCUCUUUUCUGGUAGCGUAAUUUAAGGUCGCAUUUAAGGUGCGUGUCUGAGAGAGCUCAGAGCAGCGACAGUUGCAGCAACUCGUACCGCGCGCCUCGCUCUCUACGCAUCCUUCCAUUCCACCCUUCCUCUUCCUCAGUCCCGGCCCUAAUCUCCGAAUUCCAGCCGUACGGAACCAGAAGCGACAUCGUUUCUCCAUCACUCUAACCACAUUCCGUUCAACUCUUUCUUCGAAUUUCGCUAAACAAGAGAAGAGAGCACAAUGUUGACGUGCAUAGCUCGGCCUAAGAAACUCGGCGACGACUCACUGAGUCAACCCGAAGUCUCCGACUCCACCAACACCCCCGCCUCCUCCAACAACAAGCAACAAGCCGCCAUUAAAUCCCUCACUUUCCAGCUCAAGGACAUGGCAUUGAAGGCCUCGGGAGCUUACAGGCACUGCGCCCCCUGCACCGGUCCGGCUAUUCAGAGUCGGCUCAAGGGGACCGGCGAGUCGGAUGCUGACUCGGACCGGUUCAGGUGGUCGUACCGGCGGACCGGGAGCUCGAGCUCCACGACGCCGAGGACUUGGGGGAAGGAGAUGGAGGCGAGGCUCAAAGGGAUCUCCAGCGGCGAAGGCACCCCCAACUCGGCAAGCGGUCGCCGAGUUGACCCGGUCGUGUUCGUCGAAGAGCGCGAGCCCAAGGAGUGGGUGGCCCAGGUGGAGCCCGGAGUUCUCAUCACGUUCGUCUCCCUGCCACGUGGCGGGAACGAUCUCAAGCGCAUUCGGUUCAGUCGAGAGAUUUUUAACAAAUGGCAAGCUCAGAGGUGGUGGGCUGAGAACUAUGAUAGGGUCAUGGAACUUUACAAUGUUCAAAGGUUUAACCGGCAGGCUUUCCCGCUUCCAACCCCACCAAGAUCUGAAGAUGAGGUUGCUGAUCUCAAUUUUUCUGUAACUGAUCGUAGUGAUGCCAAUUCGAAUUCAGCUUUGAGUUCAAAGAUGGAAUCUGCGGAAGCCAGCCCUGUAACUCCACCACUAACUAGAGAACGCCUACCUCGCAACUUGUACCGUCCAACGGGGAUGGCUAUGAGCUACUCAUCCUCAGAUUCACUUGAUCAUCACCCAAUGCAGUCCCGCCAUUACUAUGAUUCAGGUGGUAUCAAUUCCACGCCAAAACUCUCCAGCAUAAGUGGGACCAAGACUGAGACAUCAUCCAUGGAUGCUUCUAUCAGAAGUAGUUCAUCAAGGGAGGCAGAUCGCUCAGGAGAGCUAUCUAUCAGCAACGCUAGCGAUCUGGAGACUGAAUGGGUUGAACAGGAUGAGCCAGGGGUUUACAUCACAAUUAGAGCACUACCGGGGGGCAAACGGGAGCUUAGACGAGUCAGAUUCAGCCGAGAAAAAUUUGGGGAGAUGCAUGCCAGAUUGUGGUGGGAAGAGAAUCGGGCCAGGAUACAUGAACAGUACUUGUGAUAGAAAAAAAUCGGGCAGCCACUGUUGCUUUCCAGAGUCUGGAGGUGUUGCUUUCUUGGAUUGUUUUCCUUUCUGGUUUUUCCAUACUGGUAAAGCCCUUGUCUAUAGAUAUCUGAAUGGGUGUGCCACCGCCGGCACCUCGUGAUGUUCAGAGGGAUGAAUGAGCACAAAGUUUCCUAUGUUCAUGAUCCAAAAGAAUUCGUAUGGGAUUGGUUGGGGGGGUGGGGGUUAUAGUCUUAAUUUUUGUUAUUUACUAUGUUUAUUGGUGGAUGAAGAGCAUCAGUUGUAUCUGAAUUUCAGUUCAUGCGAAAUCGAAAUUAAAAGAUGUGUAUGUCAAUACCAGAUCAAGGAUAUGUUCUCCUCUAUCCUUUGCUUUGCCUGCCUGCCACUCUCCAAAGGCAAAGCAUUGCAAGUAAAUGAAGCGUUUUUUGGUAA